AUGCAUUCCAGAGUGGCAGGCAUCUCUAUUUCACACAUGGGGAAACCACUUCUGGACGUUGAAGAACUUGGCAGAAGCUUGCAAGUUGCUAGGAAGGAUGCGAUCGUGAGAAUCCGUGCACUGCUGUUCGGGGUCCCGACCAUCAAGAUGCAGGGUCAGCAACCAACGCGCGACCAUUACCGCAUUGAGCGCGAGAGCCUCAGAAGACGCCUGACGCCAAGCUCUGCCCCAAUUAUAGAUCACUCUGCGGUCGGCGGACCUCCAGUCGAGGUUUUAAAGUGGUGA
Molecule: messenger RNA, 285 nt
Organism: Penicillium chermesinum
Lineage: Eukaryota; Fungi; Ascomycota; Eurotiomycetes; Eurotiales; Aspergillaceae
Exons: 1
Coding region: 1-285 (94 amino acids)
Source: RefSeq, a predicted model, not a curated record